AUGAUGUCGAAAACACAUACACAGCCCUCGUCGGUGACUACGACCACCGGUGGCCCUUCCUCCUCCUCCUCUUCCUCCUCGCCCGCAGGAGGCACGACUUCUCCCGCCAACGUCCUGCACGUACAGCCUGAGAAACCUCAACACUAUACGUACGUAGACCAUAUAUACACACGCACAACCUCACGUGUGUAGGUAAACAUACCUAAACAUCACGGAAGUUAAGAGAACUAGUUCAGUUGCUCAUGUCGGAUUUGAAUUAAAGUAUUCUCUAUCAGUUAUCUCAGGUUUGGAUUAGUGUGUACCCGUUCUAGAGGCCUACUCGUGACUGAGUUGGUGUGUUUUGGAUAGGCAGAGGUGGACUGUUUGGGGAGCUGUCAGUGUUUAGCUAUCCAUAUGUAGAGUUGACCUGAGUUAACAUUUUCUGUCUGGAUAUUAUAAAAUGCAAUACAAUUACAAUGUAAGACACUAAUAAGAUUUGAUUUAAUGGUUGGUCUAAUGGCCCAUAAGUUAUCUUUGUGUGUCUGUGUUUCUGAGAGAGUUAGAGGGACAUGUUUACAUCUGCAACAUAGUUGCGAUAAAAUAAUAAAAUAAAAAUAAAUAAUAACAUAGUUGCAAUAACACCUGCAGCUUGCUUUAGUUAUCGUUUGGUGUCAAAUAUAAGACAUGCACUAACACACUACUCAUUAAUCACCACCAUCUCCUCUCUUUCCCUCUCUGCCCCCCCCCCCCCCCCAUGCAGGUAUCUGAAGGAGUUCAGGACAGAACAGUGUCCUUUGUUUGUACAGCACAAGUGUACCCAGCACCGGCCCUUUGCCUGCUUCCACUGGCACUUCCUGAACCAGCGGCGCCGCAGACCCAUCCGCAGGCGGGACGGAACCUUUAACUACAGCCCAGACGUCUACUGCACCAAAUACGACGAGGGCACAGGCACCUGCCCUGAUGGGGACGAGUGAGUGUGUGUCAGAGAGAGAGAGUGUGUGUCUGUGUGCUGGGGAUUUUUAUUUUAUUUAAUGUAUUGGUACUCAGAUAGCAAAUAGACAGAGACAGUCUUGUUUUCUUCAAUAAAGCCAAUGUUUUUGGGGCAAAAGAAUGGUCAAGCCUUGAGUUCCCGACAUGAAUAUAUACUGAACUUCCUCUGUGGUCCUCUGUAGCUCAGCUGGUAGAGCACGGCGCUUGUAACGCCAAGGUAGUGGUUUCGAUCCCCGGGACCACCCAUACAGAAAAAAAAAAAAUGCUUUUGAUAAAAGCGUCUGCUAAAUGGCAUAUUAUUUUAUUAUUAUAAAGCACCUGGGAUUGGGAUUUAUUUUCAGAUUGAGGGUACUGUUUAUCAAUGAAGUGAGAGGAUACGCCCACUAACGACUAGCACCUGUAACCAUUCCGGUGAAUAGCUGAAGUGAUGGCUGUUGACUGCUGUGAUUUGCAGCUGAAAGCAGCACCACUCUCCCCACCUCCGGGCCAACUCAGUCAGAUCAGGAGAAGUGCUGACACAUUAUCACUUUCACACUGUCAAACUAUUAACACACACAAGGGGAAAACUAAUGAUGAAGACGGUAGCUCUGAGCCAAUAUCACGUAACCCAUCAAGAUGUGUACGUUGUUUUCCCAUGUAUGUUUUUAUCAUUUACAAUAAUUGUGUCUCUCUAUGGUGUGAUUUCCAGAUGUCCGUUCCUGCAUCGUACGGCGGGCGACACAGAGCGGAGGUACCAUCUGAGAUACUAUAAGACAGGUUCCUGUAUCCACGAGACGGACGGGAAGGGCCACUGCAGUAAGAACGGCUCCCACUGCGCCUUUGCACACGGAUCACAUGACCUACGAUGUCCCGUCUACGACAUCAGGUAGAGUAGAGACGCGUCAUACAAUGUAAUGACCCAAAGCCACAGAUGGGGUCUCAAUCUUGUAGUCUAAGCUCUUUGUCUGUUUCAUUGUUCUGUUUCUAACUGGUCUCGUCCCCCUCUCCAGGGAGGUGCAGGUGAUAGAGUCUCAGGGGGGGUCGGGGGCUGCAGAGGGAGGAGAAGGGGAGGGCCAGUCGGGGCUGGCGGCCAGUACCGCCCUCAUUGAGAAGAUCUUGAGUGAGGAACCCCGUUGGCAGGGUACGACUAUACACACAACACAUUACAUCCUUUAACUGACCUAGGAAGAUUCCGUACAGUAUGAAGGCCAUGAUUCCAAUGCUAAUACAAUCUUCUCUCUCUCUCUUCUCUCUUCUUUCUCUCUCCCUCCCUCCUCUGUGUCUCUCUCUCUCGCUCUCUCUCUCGCUCUCUCUCUCUCUGUAGAUAACAACUAUGUGUUGUCCCGCUACAAGACAGAUCUGUGUAAAAAACCUCCUCGUCUGUGUCGCCAAGGUUACGCCUGUCCCUACUACCACAACAGCAAAGACAGGCGGCGUAGUCCACACACACACAAAUACAGGUACAAAACAUGCACACAUCCAUUUGACACACACAUGUGAUAUGGCUUGAACCAUCUGUUUUUGUUUACUUGUUGUGUCCCAAAAACAAUAAUAAAGUGUGGUCUCUCUUUGUCGCUCUCUCUGUCUCUCUCUCUCUCUCUCUCUCUCUCUCUCUCUCUCUCUCUGUCUCUCUCUGUCUCUGUCUCUGUCUCUGUCUCUGUCUCUCUCUCUCUCUCUCUCUCUCUCUCUCUCUCUCUCUCUCUCUCUCUCUCUCUCUCUCUCUCUCUCUCUCUCUCUCUCUCUCUCUCUCUCUGUCUAUCUCUGUCUCUCUCGCUCUCUCUCUCUCUCUCUCUCUCUCUCUCAAUUUCAAUUCAAUUCAAUUUAAGGGCUUUAUUGGCAUGGGAAACAUGUGUUAACAUUGCCAAAGCAAGUGAAGUAGAUAGUAAACAAAAGUGAAAUAAACAAUAAAUAUUAACAGUAAACAUUACACUCAGAAGUUUCAAAAGAAUAAAGACAUUUCAAAUGUCAUAUUAUGUAUAUAUACAGUGUUGUAACAAUGUGCAAAUAGUUAACGUACAAAUGGGAAAAUAAAUAAACAUAAAUAUGGGUUGUAUUUACAAUGGUGUUUGUUCUUCACUGGUUGCCCUUUUCUUGUGGCAAAAAGGUCACAAAUCUUGCAGCUGUGAUGGCACACUGUGGUUUUUCACCCAGUAGAUAAGGGAGUUUAUCAAAAUUGGAUUUGUUUUCGAAUUCUUUGUGGAUCGCUGUAAUCUGAGGGAAAUAUGUGUCUCUAAUAUGGUCAUACAUUUGGCAGGAGGUUAGGAAGUGCAGCUCAGUUUCCACCUCAUUUUGUGGGCAGUGUGCACAUAGCCUGUCUUCUCUUGAGAGCCAGGUCUGCCUACGGCGGCCUUUCUCAAUAGCAAGGCUAUGCUCACUGAGUCUGUACAUAGUCAAAGCUUUCCUUAAGUUUGGGUCAGUCACAGUGGUCAGGUAUUCUGCCACUGUGUACUCUCUGUUUAGGGCCAAAUAGCAUUCUAGUUUGCUCUGUUUUUUUGUUUGUUCUUUCCAAUGUGUCAAGUAAUUCUCUUUUUGUUUUCUCAUGAUUUGGUUGGGUCUAAUUGUGUUGUUGUUGUUGUCCUGGGGCUGUGUGGGGUCUGUUUGUGUUUGUGAACAGAGCCCCAGGACAAGCUUACUUAGGGGACUCUUCUCCAAGUUCACCUCUCUGUAGGUGAUGGCUUUGUUAUGGAAGGUUUGGGAAUCGCUUCCUUUUAAGUGGUUAUAGAAUUUAACGGCUCUUUUCUGGAUUUUGAUAAUUAGCGGGUAUUGGCCUAAUUCUGCUCUGCAUGCAUUAUUUGGUGUUUUACGUUGUACACGGAGGAUGUUUUUGCAGAAUUCUGCAUGCAGAGUCUCAAUUUGGUGUUUGUCCCAUUUUGUGAAUUCUUGGUUGGUGAGCGGACCCCAGACCUCAGAACCAUAAAGGGCAAUGGGUUCUAUAACUGAUUCAAGUAUUUUUAGCGAGAUCCUAAUUGGUAUGUCAAAUUUUAUGUUCCUUUUGAUGGCAUAGAAGGCCCUUCUUGCCUUGUCUCUCAGAUCGUUCACAGCUUUGUGGAAGUUACCUGUAGGCGCUGAUGUUUAGGCCGAGGUAUGUAUAGUUUUUUGUGUGCUCUAGGGCAACGGUGUCUAGAUGGAAUUUGUAUUUGUGGUCCUGGCAACUGGACCUUUUUUGGAACACCAUUAUUUUUGUCUUACUGAGAUUUACUGUCAGGGCCCAGGUCUGACAGAAUCUGUGCAGAAGAUCUAGGUGCUGCUGUAGACCCUCCUUGGUUGGUGACAGAAGCACCAGAUCGUCAGCAAACAGAAGACAUUUGACUUCAGAUUCUAGUAGGGUGAGGCCGGGUGCUGCAGACUGUUCUAGUGCCCUCGCCAAUUCGUUGAUAUAUAUGUUGAAGAGGGUGGGGCUUAAACUGCAUCCCUGUCUCACCCCACGGCCCUGUGGAAAGAAAUGUGUGUGUUUUUUGCCAAUUUUAACCGCACACUUGUUGUUUGUGUACAUGGAUUUUAUAAUGUCGUAUGUUUUUCCCCCAACCCCACUUUCCAUCAAUUUGUAUAGCAGACCCUCAUGGCCAAAUUGAGUCAAAAGCUUUUUUGAAAUCAACAAAGCAUGAGAAGACUUUGCCUUUGUUUUGGUUUGUUUGUUUGUCAAUUAGGGUGUGCAGGGUGAAUACGUGGUCUGUCGUACGGUAAUUUGGUAAAAAGCCAAUUUGACAUUUGCUCAGUACAUUGUUUUCACUGAGGAAAUGAACUAGUCUGCUGUUAAUGAUAAUGCAGAGGAUUUUCCCAAGGUUGCUGUUGACGCAUAUCCCACGGUAGUUAUUGGGGUCAAAUUUGUCUCCACUUUUGCGGAUUGGGGUGAUCAGUCCUUGGUUCCAGAUAUUGGGGGAAGAUGCCAGAGCUAAGGAUGAUGUUAAAGAGUUUAAGUAUAGCUAAUUGAAAUUUGUGGUCUGUGUAUUUUAUCAUUUCAUUGAGGAUACCAUCAACACCACAGGACUUUUUGGGUUGGAGGGUUUGUAUUUUGUCCUGUAGUUCAUUCAAUGUAAUUGGAGAAUCCAGUGGGUUCUGGUAGUCUUUAAUAGUUGAUUCUAAGAUUUGCAUUUGAUCAUGUAUAUUUUUUGCUGUUUGUUCUCUGUUAUAGGGCCAAAAAGAUUGGAGAAGUGGUUUACCCAUACAUCUCCGUUUUGGAUAGAUAACUCUUCGUGUUGUUGUUUGUUUAGUGUUUUCCAAUUUUCCCAGAAGUGGUUAGAGUCUAUGGAUUCUUCAAUUACAUUGAGCUGAUUUCUGACAUGCUGUUCCUUCUUUUUCCGUAGUGUAUUUCUGUAUUGUUUUAGUGAUUCACCAUAGUGAAGGCGUAGGCUCAGGUUUUCUGGGUCUCUAUGUUUUUGGUUGGAUAGGUUUCUCAAUUUCUUUCUUAGGUUUUUGCAUUCUUCAUCAAACCAUUUAUCACUGUUAUUACUUUUCUUUGGUUUUCUGUUAGAGAUUUUUAGAUUUGAUAGGGAAGCUGAGAGGUCAAAUAUACUGUUUAGGUUUUCUACUGCCAAGUUUACACCUUCACUAUUACAGUGGAACGUUUUGUCCAGGAAGUUGUCUAGAAUGGAUUGAAUUUGUUGUUUCCUAAUUGUUUUUUGGUAGGUUUCAACACUACUCUCUCUCUCUCUCUCUCUCUCUCUCUCUCUCUGUCUCUCUCUCUCUCCAGAGCGCUGCCGUGCCCAGCUGUGAAGCACAGUGAGGAGUGGGGAGACCCCAGUAAGUGUGAAGGUGAAGAGGGAUGCCAGUACUGCCACACACGUAGCGAGCAGCAGUUUCACCCUGAGGUACGUGGUGAGGUCCAUCCUAACUUUAGAAACGAGCUCCUCAUCUCAAAACAUAACUACGUCAUCCAUUUAUAGCAUUGGCAGAUGCUGUGCCAAAGUACGAGUUAGCAACAUUUGCUUAACACGAGACAGAACUCUAUGUUCAAUGAUUGUUUGUCUGAUGUUCCCCUCCAGAUCUAUAAAUCCUCCAGGUGUAAUGACAUGCAACAGUGUGGCAGCUGCCCCAGAGGCCCUUUCUGUGCCUUUGCACACCUAGACAACAGUAAGUGUCUUACAACAACCCCAUAAUCAUGUGGUAUGAUUAAGCAAUAAGGCCAGAGGAGGUGUGAUAUAUGGCCAAUAUACCAUGGCUAAGGGCUGUUCUUAGGCACUACGCAUUGCGGGGUGCCUUAUUGCUAUUAUAAACUGCUUACCAAUAUAAUUAGAGCAGUACAAAUAAAUGUUUUGUCAUACCCAUGGUAUACCAUGGCUGUCAGGCAAUCAGCAUUCAGGGCUCGAACCAUCCAGUUUAUAAUGAUAGUUAGCAAGUAAGGAACUGAUCUACUCUUUUUCUCCAACCUGUCCCCCAGAGCCCCCUAUCAGUGAAGAACCUUUGUUUCAGACCCCCAGCUCCCCACCUCUCCCCCCAGGACCCCUGGACCCUUACCCUUCCCAAGAGGGAUGCUCCAGCCCUGGGAGCCGAGGUGGGAGGUCUGGGUCUCUGUCUGGAGGUCCGUUCUCCCCGUCAGGGGGGUUGUGUGUGGCAGAGCAGGGCCUGUUAGGGAGGGUGCUGUCGAUGUGUGGGGGAGGCGAACCCCACUCCCCCUGGGCUAGAGAGGGGGGGUACGGUAGGGCACCGGGGUACGAGAGGGAAGACCAGGCCAAACAGAAGAGUUUUGCCAUGGAGCAACGCAACAGAGAAAUGGCGUACCAUCUCAGCAAACAGGUACCUUUUUAUUGUUGUCAAAAUCAACCAGCUUCUAACUAUCAAACUAUACUGAACAAAAAUAUAAACGCAACAUGUAAAGUGUUGGUCCCAUGUUUCAUGAACUGAAAUAAAAGAUCCCAGAAAUGUUCCAUUUGUUCCAUGCUGACUGAAGACCUAGAUAGCCAGUAACUACACAGAACAAAAAUAUAAUUUUUCGCUUUUUAAACAACUAAUUGACCGACGUCGGUUCAAUUAUUUGAAUUAAAUUUAGUUUGUGUUUUUUUCUGUGGGCUCAAUGCGCAAAUUGCACAUUGUUUCUCUAGAGAUAAAUAAAAUCCAGCCUGAACUGUACGAUGUCAACUGAACAAAAAUAUAAACGCAACAUGUAAAGUGUUGGUCCCAUGUUUCAUGAGCUGAAGUAAAAGAUCCCAGAAAUGUUCCAUAUGCACAAAAAGCUUACAGUAUUUCUCUCACAUUUGUUUACAUCCCUGUUAGUCAGCAUUUCACCUUUGCCAAGAUAAUCCAUCCACCUGACAAGUGUGGCAUAUGAAGAAGCUGAUUAAACAGCAUGAUCAUUACACAGGUGCACCUUGUGCUGUGGACAAUAAAAGACCGCUCUAAAAUGUGCAGUUUUAACACACAACACAAUGCCACAGAUGUCUCAAGUUGAGGGAGUGUGCAAUUGGCAUGCUGGCUGGAGGAAUGUCCACCAGAGCUUUUGCCAGAGAAUUGAAUGUUCAUUUCUCUACCAUAAGCCGCCUCCAACAUAAUUUUAGAGAAUUUGGCAGUACGUCCAACCACCCUCACAACAGCAGACCACGUGUAACCACACCAGCCCAGGACCUCCACAUCCGGCUUCUUCACCUGCGGGAUCGUCUGAGACCAACCACCCGGACAGCUGAUGAAACUGAGGAGUAUUUCUGCCCUUUUGUGGGGAAAAACUCAUUCUGAUUGGCUGGGCCUGGCUCCCAAGUGGGUGGGCCUAUGCCCUCUCAGCUUCACCCAUGGUUGCGCCCCUGCCCAGUCAUGUGAAAUCCAUAGAUAAGGGCCUAAUUAAUUUAUUUCAAUUGACUGAUUUCCUUAUAUGAACUGUAACUCAGUAAAAUCUUUGAAAUUGUUGCAUGUGCGUUUAUAUUUUUGUUCAUUAUAUAAUUAGACAUUAUUGGCCAGGGUUUCUGUUGCUGCUUCAGCCAGCAUGUCAUUGUCUUGCUGUCUCAUUGUCUUGCUGUCUCGUUGUCUCGCUGUCUCGUUGUCUCGCUGUCUCAAUGUCUUGUUGUCUUGCUGUCUCAUUGUCUUGCUGUCUCAUUGUCUUGUUGUCUCGCUGUCUCGUUGUCUUGCUGUCUUGUUGUCUUGCUGUCUCAUUGUCUUGCUGUCUCGUUGUCUUGCUGUCUCGUUGUCUUGUUGUCUCGCUGUCUCCUUGUCUUGUUGUCUCGCUGUCUCGUUGUCUCGCUGUCUCGUUGUCUCGCUGUCUCAUUGUCUCAUUGUCUCGCUGUCUCAUUGUCUCACUGUCUCAUUGUCUCGCUGUCUCAUUGUCUCGCUGUCUCAUUGUCUUGCUGUCUCAUUUCGCUGUCUCAUUGUCUCACUGUCUCAUUGUCUUGCUGUCUCAUUGUCUCGCUGUCUCAUUGUCUCGCUGUCUCAUUGUCUUGCUGUCUCAUUGUCUUACUGUCUCAUUGUCUCGCUGUCUCAUUGUCUCGCUGUCUCAUUGUCUCGCUGUCUCAUUGUCUCGCUGUCUCAUUGUCUCGCUGUCUCAUUGUCUCGCUGUCUCAUUGUCUCGCUGUCUCAUUGUCUCGCUGUCUCAUUGUCUCGCUGUCUCAUUGUCUUGCUGUCUCAUUGUCUUGCUGUCUCAUUGUCUCAUUGUCUUGCUGUCUCAUUGUCUUGCUGUCUCAUUGUCUCGCUGUCUCAUUGUCUUGCUGUCUCAUUGUCUUGCUGUCUCAUUGUCUUGCUUGUUCACGUUGUUGAAUGCAGAAACUAUUAGGCUACAUAGCUUAUUGCACUAUAACUAUACUAUAACUAACUUAACUAACUAUACUAUAACUAUACUAACUAAUAUACUACUAUAACACUAACUAAAUACAACUAACUAUAACUAACUAACUAUACAUACUAACUAUACUAUAACUAUACUAAACUAACUAUAAUACUAUAACUAACUAUAACUAUACCUAUAACUAUACAACUAUACUAUACUAUAACUAACUAACUAUACUAUAAACUAACUAUAACUAACUACUACUAAACUAACUAUAACUAUACUAACUAUAACUAUCCAUAACUAUAACUAACUAACUAAACUAUACUAUAACUAACUAUAACUAUACUAUAACUAUCCCAUAACUAACUAUAACUAUACUAUAACUAUACUAUAACUAUACUAUAACUAUACUAUAACUAUACUAUAACUAACUAUAACUAUAAUAUAGCUAUACUAUAACUAUACCCAACCCACUGUUAGUCUGCAUAUAGAUAGUAUCACCACCCUUCUGCUCUGUCUCUGUUCUCUCUCUCUCUUGUUCCCCCCCUCUCUCGCUCUCUCUCUCUCUCUGUUCUCUCUCUCUCUCUCUCUCUCUCUCUCUCUCUCCUCUCUCUCUCUCUCUCUCUCUCUCUCUCUCUCUCUCUCUCCUGCCCCCCCCCUCUCUUUCUCUCUCUCUCUAGGAUCUGUUGGUGUUCCUCCCAGUGGGUAGUCCUCUGAGUCUGUCCUCCAGUGUUCCCUCCAGCCUGGCAGCCACCCCUCCCAGCCCGGCCCCUCCAGGACCCCUACACCAGGGCCACCACGGAGCCCCAACACCAGGCCUCUCCUCGGGCAUGAAUGCCAACGCACUGCCCUUCUACCCCACCAGCGACACCGUCGAGUCUGUAGUUGGUGAGUCAGUCACAUAGGCACAGAAUACUCUUUCAACUCUUAUUACUCUUAGUCAGAGCAGCUGGCCACUGUACAAGCAGCUGGCCACUGUACAAGCAGCUGGCCACUGUACAAGCAGCUGGCCACUGUACAAGCAGCUGGCCACUGUACAAGCAGCUGGCCACUGUACAAGCAGCUGGCCACUGUACAAGCAGCUGGCCACUGUACAAGCAGCUAACUAUUGUAGUUUACUUCCUAACAUUCCAUUAAAUAAAAAAUGGGGCAAUUACAUAGGAUAUAUCUGAAGAGUAUUGACACGGGAUCACUUGAUUAACGUGGGACCAGGGCUCUAAAUGAAAAAAUUUCAUUGGUAGCACUGGUGCUCCCAACUUAAAAAAGUUAGGAGCACAACAUAAAAUCUAUAAGCACAAGAAUAUAUAUCUGUUUAAUUGAUUGGGAUAUAGCAUAUUAGGCCAAUAUGAAUUCUAGCAACUUUUGAAGCACAUGUUGAGCUCCAGAAACUAUUAUUCAACCCUGUAAAGACAUUUGUUUAUUAUAAGAACCUAAAAUGAUGAUACAAAAAAUCUGCCAUUGAAAUUGCAAAGUCAUUUGUAGAAUAAGUUUCUACAUUGUGUAAAAGCACUAACUAUUGAGAUGAGUUACAUUGGAAAUUCUACACUGCCUCUUUAAGAGCGUCAAGUUAGUGAGUGGCGACAUGCGAGGGAUCAGUCAUUCAUUCAUUCUACGAUCAUUGAUCUUCUAAAGAAGCUAUCCCUUUUCCUUUCUGUGCCCCCAGAUGUUUAGAUAUACUGGUAAAGUAACCAGGUUGUUAGCUAGCUAGCUAAUGAGAUAACAAGACUGAACAAGGUGUAAACAAAUGCCAGUGAGUGGUUUUGGAACUGACCUUCGACAUGGUUUUUGAACAGGGCCUACAAACUAACUAUUUGGUCCACUGGCAGGUAGAUGAAAAAAUCUACCAGCCACUCAGAAUUUUACCAGCUAAUACAUUUAACACCAAAACAUUCUCCAGGUUUUGGAUUUCCCCCAUUGUUUUCAGCUAUUCACUCUCAAAAUGCACUUUUCAAAGUCCACAACUAUGCUUAAACCACACCAGGAGACCACUUUUGUGGUCUGGGGAAGAAAAAUAUAUAAAUAUUUAGAAGGGUAUAGUUGCUUUUUAAUUUCAAUUGCCCACCUCAAGAGACUGGUGUUUGGCUGGUGGUGUUACAGUUGAAGUCGAUGAAGUUUACAUACACCUUAGCCAAAUACAUUUAAACUCAAUUUUUCACAAUUCCUGAUAUUUAAUCCUAGUAAAAAUUCCCUGUUUUAGGUCAGUUAGGAUCACCACUUUAUUUUAAGAAUGUGAAAUGUCAGAAUAAUAGUAGAGAGAAUGAUUUAUUUCAUCACAUUCCCAGUGGGUCAGAAGUUUACAUACACUCAAUUAGUAUUUGGUAGCAUUGCCUUUAAAUUGUUUAACUUGGGUCAAACAUUUCAGGUAGCCUUCCACAAGCUUCCCACAAUAAGUUGCGUGAAUUUUGGCCCAUUCUCCUGACAGAGCUGGUUUAACAGUCAGGUUUGUAGGCCUCCUUGCUCGCACACACUUUUUCAGUUCUGGCCACACAUUUUCUAUAGGAUUGAGGUCAGGGCUUUGUGAUGGCCACUCCAAUACCUUGACUUUGUUGUCCUUAAGCCAUUUUGCCACAACUUUGGAAGUAUGCUUGGGGUCAUUGUCCAUUUGGAAGACCCAUUUGCGACCAAGCUUUAACUUCCUGACUGAUGUCUUGAGAUGUUGCUUCAAUAUAUCCAAAUAAUUUUCCUUCCUCAUGAUGCCAUCUAAGUGCACCAGUCUCUCCUGCAGCAAAGCACCCCCACAGCAUGAUGCUGCCACCCCCGUGCUUCACGGUUGGGAUGGUGUUCUUCGGCUUGCAAGUUCCUCCUUUUUCCUCCAAACAUAACAAUGGUCAUUAUGGCCAAACAGUUAUAUUUUUGUUUAAUCAGACCAGAGGACAUUUCUCCAAAAAGUACGAUCUUUGUCCCCAUGUGCAGUUGCAAACCGUAGUCUGGCUUUUCUAUGGCGGUUUUGGAGCAGUGGCUUCUUCCUUGCUGAGCGGCCUUUCAGGUUAUGUCGAUAUUGGACUCGCUUUACUGUGGAUAUAGAUACUUUUGUACCUGUUUCCUCCAGCAUCUUCACAAGGUCCUUUGCUGUUGUUUUGGGAUUGAUUUGCACUUUUUGCACCAAAGUACAUUCAUCUCUAGGAGACAGAACGCAUCUCCUUCCUGAGCGGUAUGAUGGCUGCGUGGUCCCAUGGUAUUUAUACUUGCGUACUAUUGUUUGUACAGAUGAACAUGGUACCUUCAGGUAUUUGGACAUUGCUCCCAAGGAUGAACCAGACUUAUGGAGGUCUACAAAUUGUUUUCUGGGGUCUUGGCUGAUUUCUUUUGAUUUUACCAUGAUGUCCCACGAAGUUGCCAAAACUAUAGUUUUUUAACAAUAAAUUUGUGGAGUGGUUGAAAAACGAGUUUUAAUGGCUCCAACCUAUGUGUAUAUCAACCUCCGACUUCAACUGUAUGUAAUGCAUGCGCAAUAGCAGAGUUAGCAAAACAAAAGACCACCCGAUUGAUAAAACCCAUCAUCGUAUCAUUCUGCCAGGUAAGUCUACUUUAUGGGAAAGCCUUUAGAAAUGACUGGCUGGCUACACAAAGUGGUAGACACAGGCAUUCCCAUGUCUUCAUAAAGUUGCAAGAAAUACAAAUUCACUGAUGCGUUCUUUAAUAUGCUUUACAUGUACAGUGCUGCGAAAGUAUUCACCCCCUUUGCAUUUCUAGGGCCCCACCAUAAAUGGAUUACACAACAUCCCACCACUUUGAGUCAACAUUUUUUUGUUAAACAAACAAGAAUAACAAAAAAACUGAAACCACGUGCAUAACUAUCCCCCCCCCCCCCCCCAAGUCAAUACUUUGUAGAGCCACUUUUGCAAGCGCAACUUACAGCUGCAAGGCUUUUGGGGUAGUCUCUAUAAGUUGGCAAAUAUAGCCACGGGGAUUCUGCCCAUCUUCAAGCAAAAACUGCUCAGCUCCUUUCAAGUGGAUGGGGUUCCGCUGGUUGUACAGCAAUCUCUUAAGUCAUAAUCACAGAUUCUUCAAUUGGAUUGAGGCUGGGCUUUUUGACUAGGCCAUUCCAAGACAUUUCUAAAAUGUUUCCCUUAAACCACUCGAGUGUUGCUUUAGCAGUAUGCUUAGGGUCAUUGUCCUGCUGGAAGGUGAACCUCCAUCCCAGUCUCAAAUCUCUGGAAGACUGAAACAGGUUUCCCUCAAGAAUUUCCCUGUAUUUAGCGCCAUCCAUCAUUCCUUCAAUUCUGACCAGUUUCCCAGUUCCUGCCGAUUAAAAAACAUCCCCACAGCAUGAUGCUGCCACCACCAUGCUUCACUGCGGGAUGGUGUUCUCGGGUGAUGAGAGGUGUUGGGUUGCGCCAGACAUAGCAUUUCCUUGAUGGCCACCAUAUGCCUCAAUUUUUUUACUUAAUCAGUCACAUCUGAGCCUAGUAGUGAGCCUUCAUUGCCUAUGUUGUUGCAACGCCAUGCUCCAGAAAUGCGGUCUCCCAUAUCAGGAUGUCCUUGGUCUUGGCGCACACACCAUCAACAGGCUCUAUUUGGUGUGCCUUCUCUGUUAAGCAUGGCUUUUUUCUGGCCACUCUUACGUAAAGCCCAGCUCUGUGGAGUGUAUGGCUUAAAGUGGACCUAUGGACAGAUACUUCCGAUAUCUCCGCUAUGGAACUUUGCAGCUCCUUCAGGGUUUCUUUGGUGUCUUUGUUGCCUCUCUGAUUAAUGCCCUCCUUGCCUGGUCCGUGAGUUUUGGUGGGCGGCCUUCUCUUGGCAGGUUUGUUGUGGUGCCAUAUUCUUUCAAUUUUUUAAUAAUGGAUUUAAUGGUGCUCCGUGGGAUGUCCAAAGUUUAGAAUAUUUUUUUAUAACCCAACCCUGAUCUGGACUUCUCCACAACUCUGGCCCUGACCUGUUUGGAGAGCUCCUUGGUCUUCAUGGUGCCGCUUGUUUGGUGGUGCCCCUUGCUUAGUGGUGUUGCAGACUCUGGGGCCUUUCAGAACAGAUGUGUAUAUAUACUGAGAUCAUGUGACAGAUCAUGUGACACUUAGAUUGCACACAGGUGGACUUCAUUUAACUAAUUAUGUGACUUCUGAAGGUAAUUGGUUGCACCAGAUCUUAUUUAGGGGCUUCAUAGCAAAGGGGGUGAAUACAUAUGCACGCACCACUUUUCUGUUAUUUACUAUUUAGAAGUUUUUGAAACAAGUUAUUUUUUUCAUUUCACUUCACAAAUUUGGACUGUUUGUGUAUGUCCAUUACAUGAAAUCCAAAUAAAAAUCAAUUUUAAUUACAGGUUGUAAUGCAACAAAAUAGGAAAAAUGCCAAGGGGGAUGGAUACUUUUGCAAGGCGCUGUAAGCUUUGGAUUGAUCGAACCGUCGCUCGCUUUUUUCUCUAGGGCACUCAGAAACAACUUCCCAGUGAAGCCUAUCAUUACAACUGUUAUUAUCUGCACUGGUGCACCCAAAAUAAAUUGUCAGGUUGAACAAAAAAAAAUAUCUAGGAACAUAUGUGACCAAAAUGUAUGCCCUUUAGAGCCCUGUGUGGGACAGAUCUGAGUAAGUAACAUUUAGUUUUUGUUGAUGUGUUGUAUAGAGUCAGCUCUGGAUGACCUGGACCUGAAUGACUUUGGGAUGUCUGCCCUGGAGAGAAGCCUGGACAGCAGCUCAGCUAUGCCCCGAGCCAUGCUGGGUGGGUAUGGAGCCGAGACACACACACACACACCUACCUGAGUGGAAUGUCAUGAUUGCUUGAUUAAAUUAUUGAUUGAUUCUGCAGGAGGGAACCAGCUCCAGAGUUCGGCUCCCGUCAACAUUCCAGGAUCCCUCUGCAGCUCCGCCCCUUUCAGCUCGCCCUCGCCCUCUCCACCAAUCAGAGCCCACCAGUCACCGUUCUUCUCCUCCCAUCUGUCGCAGCCCAGCCAAUCAGAAAGCAGCUUCUUGGGGCCAUCGCAUAGCUCUCUAGGUUUGUGGACAUGUUUUUAGAUUAUGUAUUUUUCUGCCCAAAUCCUGCUAGAUUAGAAAAAUGUGGCCAAACAUUUCCCAUACUUUCUAGAGACACCUCAAGUUAAUAAAUAUGUCCCAUGUGUCUCAUGUCUCCUGUAUUGCAGGUCUGAAUGGUGUGAGCAGUAGUAUCUGGGAGCACCCGUCAGGCCAGGGUUCCCCCGGUACGCCGCCGGCCCUGCUACCCACCAUGGGCCAGAGCGUGGAGACAGCCCGGGUCCGACAGGAACUAGACGAUACUAACAGACUACUGAAACACUGGGACCACACCUGGAGACAUACAGCACAGGUACGAGGAGUAGGUGUGUGUGUGUUAGUGUACGCCAAUAAACCAUCAAAAGGGUCAGACUUCAACAUUUUUCCCUCUUCCCCUUUCCUCCCUCUGUCGCUCCCUCCCUCUUUUCUCAUGUUUCUCCCAUCACCCUCUCUCUCUCCAUCCCUGCCCUCUCUCUCUUUCCAUCCUCGCCCUCUCUCUCUCUCUCUCUCUCCAUCUCUCUCUCUCUCUCUCUCUCAUCCCUGCCCUUUCUCUCUCUCUCUCUCCAUCCUCGCCCUCUCUCUCUCUCUCUCUCGCCACCCUCGCCCUCUCUCUCUCUCUUUCUCCAUCCUCGCCCUCUCUCUCUCUACAUCCCUCUCUCACUCCAGUCGUGGGCGGCUUUGAAGUCGGAUGCGGAGGAGUCUCGCGGCUCGGCCGGACGGUUAGCUUUAGAAGCAGAGCGUGCCAGGCAGGCUGAGGAGCAGGCGCAGAGACAGACCUCCUUCCUCCAGGAGGCGCUGGAGGGCAUGAGGGCAGGAGAAAACCCCCACCUGGCCCUGCACCAGCUACAGCUGAUCCACAGACUGCCUCUAGAGUCUGUCGUCAGUCUGCAGGCCCAGCUCUGUACAUGUCUACAAGCCGUGGAGCAGGUAGAGGACAGACACACACACACACACACAGAACCAUGCUUGUUGAUGUGAAACAUUCCCCAACUAACUAGCAGACUUUUCUCUCUCUUUCUCCCUAUAUUUCUCUUCUCUCUCACUCGCUCUCUCUCUCUCUCUCUCUCUCUCAUCCCCCCAUCCAGGUGGUGUAUAGAAAGCAGAGGCAGUGUUGUGUGAUGUGUGGAGGACAGGGCUCAGUCUCUCAGCCCUGUGGACACGGUCUACAGUGUGACAGCUGCUCUACAGAGUGCCCCCUCUGUCCAGAACAGACCCUGGAUCAGUUAUCCUGACCAAACUAGCUACAGCCCAGCAGAUCCCCCGACACUGAUCUCAGACCAGCCCUAUUCACUUACUCAAACAGCCCAGUUGACCCUAACACUGAGUGACUGACUUUAGACCAGAUCCAGACCAGUUGUUCUAACGCUGUGGAGUAUAGAUAAUCUGUUGUCUCUUACCUCUGAUCCUAGAUCAGAUAUCCUCACCCAGAGACCAUCCUGCUGUCCCUAGAUUAGAAAUGUUUUACUCAAACACUGCGUGUGCAUAAGAAAUGAUUCAGGAUCAGCUCUCCUCACCACAGACCUGACUUUAACAAUUACGAACUAAACCACACAACUGACUCAGUCAGUUGUUAAGGGCACUCUUGACCGCUAUCCCAUGAUGCUACAGCCUAAUGCCUCGAUCACACCGACAGUGUCAUUGCGUUUUGGUACACCAGAAGUACAUUAAUUUCCAAUGGAACGCUGCGUUAGCCUUGCAGCAUUGCGUUGCAGAGGCAGUUGCAGUGCGUUCUGUGUGGUGCAUACAUUGGAUUUAUUGAACCUAUGCGUCAAACUGUAUAUGUAGACGGCUUGACAGAAAUGGUAGCAGAAGGUGAAUGUUGAACUUUUGUUACACACUUAUCCAGAUGAUGCUGCGGACCAUUUCGCGCAAUUAUGCUGUCGGUGUGAUCAAGGCGUAAGUGGCCACCAUUGAAGACUGCUGGGAGUACAAUUUCUUAGUUUUUACUGUUAAAAUAAAAACAUUUUCUAUUUUUCAUAGAAUUUUCAUGCUUUUUCUAGAGAAGUGAAGGCAAAGUCAGUGAUUGUUUUGCUAACGAGACUUAUAGGCAUGCAUCUCAAUAGUCUUGAAAAUGCUUCCUCUCCUUGUCUCCUUCGCACUGAUCUGAAACUAGAGGAAGGGAAUAUGGUGGAAGCCUGAAAAGAAGGAAGGAAAGCCAUGUUAGACUAUUUGGACGCAGCAGUCUGUGUUUCGUACAAAUAGUUUCUGACUCUCAGGUUUGCUGUCUGUAAUAUUAUUCUUUGAUAACUGGAAAGAUGGGGGGCGUGUUAACAACACAAUCUUGAAAAAAUAUAUACUAGUCAAUUGUGUAGUCUUUGAAAUAAUGUAUAUUUGUUCAUUUAAUAACAAGGCGCUUCAUGUGAACUCAAAUGCCAUUUCGUUUCUGUCAAACAACCAGCCUUUUUUUUUGGUAUAAAAAUCAAGGUAUCAUUUAUUUGGGGCCAUAAUUUAAAUUUGUAACGCAUUUUCGAUAUUGCACAGUAUUUUAAACUGGUGUCAAAUAUACAUAGUUAUUGUAUGUCACAAUUGCCCCAUGCACUGACUACACCAGCUAUCAGGUACCACCUCUGCUUUGGACACAGCAGCUGUGUGUGUGUGUGUGUGUGUGUGUGUGUGUGUGUGUGUGUGUGUGUGUGUGUGUGUGUGUGUGUGUGUGUGUGUGUGUGUGUGUGUGUGUGUGUGUGUGUGUGUGUGUGUGUGUGUGUGUGUGUGUGUGUGUGUGUGUGUGUGUGUGUGUGUGUGUGUGUGUGUUGCUAUCCGGUGAAAAUAUCAUUGUGAAGAACACUUAUACUAUACACAGACAAAUGCCUGGCACACAGUCCACACCUUUACUGCAUCCACUAACAGUGUUUAAUUGAGUCUGUUUUGGUAUAGAACAAUAAAAUACAUAUUUUUGCUAUUAUCCUUAUUGUUUCUCCUGUGACUGUUUCUCUCUCUGUCUGCGUUUCUUCACAAACACCUGAGCCUCCCUCUCUCCUCUCCGCGACUCCAACAGCUUCAGGAUACUGUCAUCUGGACAAAAGGAGCGCACGUCAGUAUCAUGCAAGUACAUGUUCCUUUUCACAUAAGUGAAUUACCAUAAUCGUACCGUUGGGUUUGGGGUGUAUGAGCGGCAGGCGUAUCUGGGCCGGGUAGGGGUCUGGCUGUAACCCCGGCCCCCCUCCGACACCCGGCACUGCUUUCAGAGCCAGGAAGGCCUCCCCCUCGAAGUCGUCUGUUCUCAGGGUGUCAUAGUCCAACACUGUCACCAACAGACACGCCCCCGCAGCCUGGCACUGCUCCAAUGACACCAUACUGAUAGAGGGGGUACAUGGAGUAGACGACAAAGAGAGGGAUGUGGGAGAGAGUGAUUACCUGUAUAGUUCCUGAGGGUAGGCAAGAGUAGGAGACAAUGUUGAAGUGAAAAAAGGUGGUUGCUUUAACUCUUCUAACACGUUUUCAACAAAGAUCUGAGAGACUUGGAUUAUUCGUCUGCCACCAAUGUAGCGACGGAGGGGUAGCAGUUGGAGCUAGUGCUUACAACUCGAAGGCCUCGUCGAACAAGGGGUUGAGGUCACAGUUCUUGAUCUGUGUGUUGCGAGGCUCCACCUCAGGGAACACAUGACGAGGCUCCAGACACAACUGGACAAACGGAUCACUGGAACCUGGAGAGAGACAGAAGGGAUAUCUGAUCUUUAAGAAGACCUGUCUUGCACUUUCACAUCCAUAUAGAUCAAGGGAAGGAGACAAGGAGAGGAAACUACUGACCGUUGGAGUCCAUGGGUAGGAGGUUAGCUGCAUUCAACACUUCCACUCUAAGUCUAAGAUCAGAUCUCCUGUAGGAUGCUUUGAGUGUGACCGCGCCGUACUUCUCUCCACUGUAAACCUUCUGUUACACACACAAAAACGCAGAUUCAAUCCAAUGUAUUCAGUAUAGCUCUGUUUUUUACUGCUAUACCACACAAAUAGAAUACGCUCUUACCUGCUCCCAUACUUUUCUAUCCAGGAAUUUUUCUAUGAGCUGCUGGCAGUUGAGAGAGUUGUGUGUCAGGUGAGAUUUCAGAGUCUGAAUGAAUGAGGUGAGAGAGGAAAGAGGGUUAUUGUACAGUGUUCAUAACCCAAGGUCCCCCAUUUCAUGUUUCUACAUGUCCUUAUAGAACCAUAUAAAGUUCUAACAAUAUAAAGUGCAAUGUAACCAACAUGAACUCACCUUGUAGUCGUCUGUGUGUAGGGUAUCCAGUGGCAGUCCAUUCCCCUCAGCAUAAAAACACUGCUCCAGACACUGCAACACACAGUCAGAAAUGUCCUGAAGUGUGUACUUAAGAAAAGUGUAUUCACCUGGAGUGUGUACUCAGCACUGUACUAACCUGGAGUGUAUACUGCAGUACUAUACUAACCUGGAGUGUGUACUCAGCACUGUACUAACCUGGAGUGUGUACUGCAGUACUAUACUAACCUGGAGUGUGUACUCAGCACUGUACUAACCUGGAGUGUGUACUGCAGUACUGAGAGAACCUGGAGUGUGUACUCAGCACUGUACUAACCUGGAGUGUAUACUGCAGUACUAUACUAACCUGGAGUGUGUACUGCAGUACUAUACUAACCUAGAGUGUGUACUGCAGUACUGUGCGACCCCUGGAGUGUGUACUCAGUACUAUACUAACCUGGAGUGUGUACUGCAGUACUUUACUAACCUGGAGUGUGUACUGCAGUACUAUACUAACCUGGAGUGUGUACUGCAGUACUAUACUAACAUGGAGUGUGUACUGCAGUACUAUACUAACCUAGAGUGUGUACUCAGUACUAUACUAACCUAG
Coregonus sp. 'balchen' is the source of this 19371-nucleotide messenger RNA. Lineage: Eukaryota; Metazoa; Chordata; Actinopteri; Salmoniformes; Salmonidae. The record is from the annotation of a GenBank genome assembly.